CGAACACACACACAGACAGACACACACACACACACACAGAGAGAGAGAGAGAGAGGUAGGUUUGGCUGGUUGGUCAAAAAUGUAUGCAAAUGUGCAAUGUAACAGUCGCAGCAGAUAUAAAAUGUAGGCAGCGAUAAGUAAGAGAGCCCCACUGAUGAAUACCAGUGUGUACAAUGUGGCCACGUCCAGACGCGCCCGAGGCACCACCUCACGCACGCCGAGGCGCCUGUGCCGGCCACCCUCUCUCACCCACCGCCUGCCCGCCUUGCCCAGCCCCGGUCACUUCCACCACACUCUUCCACCACUGCACCAGCACUGCCACCAUCCGUCCGCCCUUGCCAAUCUCGGCGUUGCCCACCACCUCUCGAUUGCUGGCCGUCCUGGUGGCUGCCUGCUUGACGAAAUGGUCGACGGCAGCACUCACGCGGCGUUUGAGAAGCGAAUCGGCACGGGCAGCCGACGGGUCGUGGAGGAACGAGCCGACCUUGCAUGCGAUUGCCAUCGCCUCCUGUGGGCCGAAUGUGAAGCUGGACGGGGAGGGAUGAGGGUGAGCGCCAUCGUGGUGGGGCACCGCGGGCAGCAGGCAGCCGAGGCCUGAACCUGCAGCCCGCACAGACAGGCACACAGGGAGAGCGAGACGAUGCCCUGACGAUCAAUAGCAAAGGUUGCUGACCAUGGAUGCUGAAGUACGGCGGCGGUGGUUGGCCUCUGCAGUGGGUCGUUGGCCGUCAUCCAUCCGAUGAGGGCCUUCAUGUCGGCGGAUAUGUCACGAUAAAAUGGCCCGGCCUGAAUGCACGGCGCAAUGGCAUGGAUACACAUGCUCACAUUUAUAGUUGGCUGCCCACUAACCGGCUCUACGGUGUUUGCCUCCCUGUCUUGCACUGAUACCCCCAUAUCUCCGUCACUCGGCCGUCGUCACAUAUGAAGAUGAAGAGGUCAUGCAAGGGGGAAGCUGCUGACGGCGGGCUAGUUCGAGGUCCAUUGUGGCCAUAGUCCAUGAGCAAACGAAGCAUCCGCCCCAAUGAGAAGACCGUCGCCUUUUCCGCCGCGAACACGCGAUAGCAGCAUAAUGUCUGCACGCACAAUAGAGGAUGCGCAUGGAUGUAUGUCCUCUAGAUUUCUGCUAGCUGACCUCGGGCGCCAUGAAAAACCUCACACCCCGAGCCUCCUCGCCGCCGUACACGAGCCCACCCUGUUUGUGUCAGUCAAGACACACAUCCACAUAUCCGACAUACACGUAUUUCAUCAUUUAGACAUUAAGUACGUGUUUUGGAUCGAAGAAAGGUGCGUUGUCGAAGUCGAUCAGCUUUGGCAUGUUCUUGGCGUCGAACAGAAUCUUAUCAAGGUGCUGAUCUCUGAAUGAUACCACGACACACGCCACAUGCGACACACGAAUGCAUGAUGCGUACGUGUGCCUGCCAACGUACCCGUGGUAAAUGCCCUUCUGGAUGACAGGCGUCAUCCACUGGCGUGCCACGUCCUCACUGAUGCAGGACUUGUAGGCCUCGUCUCGAUGGCGCUCCUCAAGUCUGUACAGCAGGCUCCCGCCUGGCAGCAUGUCGGUCUCCAGGUAGCUGACCUCGGCGAAGUGAUCAACCUACAGCAUUCAUCCACCCAUGCAUUGAGUGUGUGUGUGUGUCUAAAUGGUUGCUUACCGCAUACAACUCGGCCACCCCCGGUAUGUCCUUGGCAGCCUCCAUGAUGGAGAUCUCACGCUGGACAUCACCCAUAAAGUCGGCCUCGUGCAUCAUGCGCAGGG
Vitrella brassicaformis is the source of this 1759-nucleotide messenger RNA. NCBI's taxonomy places the organism in Eukaryota, Vitrellaceae. The record is from the annotation of a GenBank genome assembly.